CAGCGGCUGGCACUCAGCCUCCAGAGCACCGGCACUGCCACUGGCCUUGGCACGCACUAUGGCAAAUGAAGUGCAAGUCCAGCUCUCCCCACUGAAAGGGGGGCGUCCUCCUGCAGGAUUAUUAAUGCAUUUUAAUUGCUCAUUAGAACAUCUGAGCUCCUCCAACAUCGGAAGUUUGAGGUCUGGGAAGCAAGUAAAAGCUGGAGGAAAGCGAAUUUCCAAAAAACAGGAAAUUGGCAUCUUGGAGAGACACACCAAGAAAACAGGGCUAGAAAAAACAAGUGCCAUUGCAAAUGUUGCCAAAAUACAGACGAUGGAUGCCCUGAAUGACACGCUGGAGAAGCUCAGCCAUAAAUUUCCAGCAGUAGUGCACAUGGCACAUCAAAAACCCAGACCUGCUCUGGAGAAGGUCACUCCACUGAAAAGGAUCUACAUUAUUCAGCAGCCUCGAAAAUGUUAAGCUGGGACGUAAAACACAGCCGUCUAGCCAACUGCCUCAAAUGUCUGAGAGCUUAGCAAAAAGGACCACACUUUUCCUAGGCCUAGUGUACUUGCUUGAUAAAUAAAACAGCUUUUAUAUCUUCUUUUGUGACUUCAGAUAAUAAAACAUUCAAAAUUGCAAAUCCAA
Messenger RNA from Cervus elaphus (red deer), 628 nucleotides. RefSeq names its product death associated protein like 1 (gene DAPL1). Gene Ontology annotation, molecular function: death domain binding. Lineage: Eukaryota; Metazoa; Chordata; Mammalia; Artiodactyla; Cervidae. The record is from RefSeq and is a predicted model, not a curated record. Gene Ontology annotation, biological process: cellular response to amino acid starvation; negative regulation of autophagy; apoptotic signaling pathway. The transcript has 5 exons. The coding region runs from base 59 to 460 and encodes 133 amino acids.